AUGUCAGGCAAAGAAAAGGUGGUAACUGACAGUGAAGAGGAUGACACAGAAGGGACAGAAGAGGAGGAUGACACAGAAGGGACAGAAGAGGAGGAUGGAACAGAUGAAGAGGAGGCUGAGAAUGGAGAGAUGAAGACUGUAGUGAGUAAGGAUGGACAUGGGGAAGAGGAUGCAUCAGAACACCAGACAAAUAUGUUGGGUGAAGAUGAAAAUCCUGAUGGAAUUAAGAAGAAGUCAGUUAUUCCCGGCAUCAUAUACCUUGGUCACAUCCCACCGCGCCUCCGGCCUCGCCACGUCCGAAACAUGAUGAGCGUCCAUGGAGAAGUGGGGCGUAUUUUUCUGCAAGCCGAAGAUCGUGCAAUCCGCAAGAAGAAGAAAAAAGCGGGCAGUAAUGCCCGUGACUUUACAGAGGGCUGGGUGGAAUUCCGGGACAAACGUGUGGCCAAGCUGGUAGCAUCUAGCCUGAACAACGCCUCCAUGGGUACGAGGAAAAAGAACCGCUUCCAUGAUGACCUGUGGAAUAUGAAGUAUCUGCACCGUUUCAAGUGGUCUCACCUUAGCGAGAGGUUGGCUAUCGAGAGGCAGGUACGGCAGCAGAGAAUGCGCGCCGAAGUGUCGCAGGCUAAGAGAGAGACUAAUUUCUACCUGCAGAAUGUAGACCGCAGCAAAAAGUUCUCCAAAGCCGACCGUAAGAGGGCAAUGGAGUCUGAAAGCAGCACCAUCCCUGACAAGCAAUGGAACUUCACACAGCGCAAGACAGAGGUUGAAAUACAAGCCCUCAAGGCAUCCAGUGACAAGAAACGAAUUGAGAAGCGGCAGGAGCAGGCAGAGCGUGCACAGGAGAGAUCCCAGACGAAUCGCUCACUUCUGCAGAAAAUAUUUAACCCUUCUUGAGCAA
Molecule: messenger RNA, 898 nt
Organism: Nanorana parkeri
Lineage: Eukaryota; Metazoa; Chordata; Amphibia; Anura; Dicroglossidae
Gene: ABT1
Product: activator of basal transcription 1
Exons: 3
Coding region: 1-894 (297 amino acids)
Biological process (GO): endonucleolytic cleavage to generate mature 5'-end of SSU-rRNA from (SSU-rRNA, 5.8S rRNA, LSU-rRNA); endonucleolytic cleavage in 5'-ETS of tricistronic rRNA transcript (SSU-rRNA, 5.8S rRNA, LSU-rRNA); endonucleolytic cleavage in ITS1 to separate SSU-rRNA from 5.8S rRNA and LSU-rRNA from tricistronic rRNA transcript (SSU-rRNA, 5.8S rRNA, LSU-rRNA)
Cellular component (GO): nucleolus
Molecular function (GO): RNA binding
Source: RefSeq, a predicted model, not a curated record